Exophiala oligosperma is the source of this 1040-nucleotide messenger RNA. RefSeq lists its product as uncharacterized. Lineage: Eukaryota; Fungi; Ascomycota; Eurotiomycetes; Chaetothyriales; Herpotrichiellaceae. The coding region runs from base 138 to 914 and encodes 258 amino acids. The record is from RefSeq and is a predicted model, not a curated record. Gene Ontology annotation, cellular component: cytoplasm. The transcript has 3 exons.
AACUUGCUUAUAUUCAAAUCGCACAUCCCUCGCAUCCUUCCAACCCAACUUGACGUACGUGUAUACAUACACUCUAUCAUCUCAUUCCUUUCCGUCUUGACUUGACAAGCGUCAGCUAAGGGUUCCAAGAUUUCAACAUGGCCAACACCACCACAACUGUCAAUGGUGACUCGACCAGUGACAAUCCCGAAAUCAUCCUGUACACCAACCACGGAUGUCCUUGGGCUCACCGUGCACACAUUGUCAUAAGAGAACUAGGGUUGCCUUAUAAAGAGGAAAUCAUCGAUUUGGAUAGACCUAGAGAUCCAUGGUAUUUGAAGAUUAAUCCUAGAGGUCUAGUUCCGAGUGUCAAAUACAAUGGUGAAAUCAUCACCGAAUCAGCAAUCGUCUCUGGAUUUUUGGCAGACGCACACCCUUCACACCUGAUCCCCCCCUCCGAUGGUCCCGACUCCAAGAACGCCCUCUACCGUGCCCGAGUGGCUUUCUUCGUCGACACCUUCUUCACAAAGGCGAUGCCGAAAUUGUUCGCAGCUCAACGUGCAGAGGGUGCCACCGAAAAGGAUUCCGCCGCCGAGGAGCUCGCCGAGAUUUUUGCAAAAGAAUUGGAACCACUCUUCACUUGGGACGUCGUCGACGGGGAUUCUCCCUUUUUCGGUGCAAGUAAAAGACUUACGCUCGCAGAGGCACUCACUGCACCAUUUGUCCUGAGACUCAUAGCUUUGAGUAAACCAGAAUACGACCUGGUUAGUCCCAAGAUGAUGUCUAUGCUGGAAUCAAAGACACCGAAAUUCGCGGCUUGGGCCAAAAAUGUCGUCAAGGAAGAAAGUGUGACCUAUGUCUUUGACGAGAAAAAGGUCGCCGAGAGGACCAAGGCGAGGCUUGCCAAAAUGGCGGCAGCCGAGAAGAAACUUUGAUGAUACUGACGAGACAGAACUCGUUGACACUACCUAGUAAGAGUAAAGAAGUCAUGUGUAUAGAUACAUAGAUACAUACAUACAGACAUACCUAGAGAUAUAUAUAUAUGUGUGUGUGUGUGUGUG